AUGGUUCAAGUAUUCUUUGCUAAAGUCAAAAGUGUUCUUUCCGCCGAUACGCUUGUUUUAACUUCGGCCACUGGUACCCAGGAACGUAUACUAUCUUUGGCGUACUUACAAUCUCCAAGAUUACAGUCCAAUGAAAAAUACGCAUUUGAAGCAAGAGAGCUUUUGAGAACUCUGCUUGUCGGAAAACAAGUCAAGUUUUGGGUACUUUAUAAAAAUGCUUCAAAUAGAGAGUUUGGGGAUGUUUCUACUCCUAUAUUCCAGUCAUUAAUUGAUUUUGUUUUGUCUAAGGGUGCCGCAAAGCUAAGGGACAAUAUCAAUUCAUUCGAUGAUGAAGAUGUCGACCAUUUUAGAAAGGUUCAGAAAGAAGCUGAAGCUGCUAAAUUGGGGAUUUGGGAUCCGAAUUAUAAAAGAAUUGAAUUAGAAGAAAGGCCUAAUGCAUCACUUGUAGGCGCAGACGCUAAGGAAAUUCCUUCGAUUGUUGAAAAAGUUCUUAGUGGUGACAGAUUGCUAGUGAGACUAUUGUUGUCCUCUAGACAGCAUUGUGUUAUUCCAGUCCUUAUCGCAGGUGUGAAAACACCAAGAAGCUCCAGCAGUACUGAACCUGCAGCGGAGUAUGGUGAUGAGGCAAAAUCUUAUGUGGAAUCUAGGCUUUUAUCAAGAUCUAUCAACGUCCAACUUCUUGGUGAAUCAUUGUCAGGGGCAUUCGUUGCUAAAGUCAUUCAUCCAAACGGUAACAUUGCAGAUAAACUUCUGGAGGAGGGCUUUGCUGAAGUUGUCGACUGGCAAUCUUCUCUAAUUGGAGUUAAGGAGAUGACUGCAUUUCGUAAGGAAGAGAAAGAAGCUCGUAAUUUGGGGAAACACAUUUGGAAGAAGCAGGCUUCUGCAUUUGACAAGUCUGAUACAGAUGGUUCAGAUGUCAAAAUUGGUAAAAGAAUUGAUGCUGUCGUUGCCAGAAUAAUCUCUUCCGAUACGGUAGUUUUAAGAUUGAAGGAUGCCAAAGAGAUUACCGUUCAGCUAAUUUCUUUGAGAGCACCGAGAAUGUCUGACCCAUUAGCUGCACCUUUUGCUCAAGCGGCUAAAGAAUACGUCAGACAAAAACUUAUAGGCAAACACGUUGAUGCUACUGUCGAGUCUAUCAGAGAAGGAAACGAGCAAUUUGAGGAAAGACCGUUGGUCACUAUCAGAACUUCAGCUGGACAAAAUAUCAAUGAAGAUAUUGUUUCCAGUGGUUAUGCAAGUGUUAUUAGACACAGAAGAGGCGAAAUAAAGCCCGAUUACUGGGACGGUUUGAUUGAGACUGAAACAAUGGCCGUCAAAGGUAAAAGAGGUAUUCAUGGGAAAGUUCCACCAUCUGAAAAUCUUGUUGAUGCCUCUGAAACAGCACUAAGAGCCAAACCUUACUUGUUCUCGUUUCAGAGUCGAAAUAAAAUUACAGGUAUUGUCGACCACGUCUUCUCAGGCACAAGAUUCAGAAUCAACCUUCCUAAAGAAGGCAUCAAACUCAUUUUGGUUUUAGGGGGGUUAGCUAACGCUCCAAAUAAAAAUGACGAUAUCUCAAAGAAGUCACUUGAACUUGCUAGUAAGAAAUUUUACCAAAGAGAUGUGACGGUUGAAAUUUACGGUGUUGACAAGGUCGGUGGAUUCAUUGGGAACAUAUUUUUGCCCAGUUCCACGACACCAUUUCAAGCAAAUCUUUUGAGAGAAGGUUUAGCUGAAACCCAUGAAAGAUCUCUUUUUGAUAACAAAUACGGCUCUCAAUUAAAAGCUGCAGAAGAUGAAGCCAAAGAGAAGAAAGUUGGAAUCUGGGAAAACUACGAUCCGGCCACAGAAGCAUCGUCCCCGGAGAAGUUAGCAGAGCAACUGAAAAGCCUUAGGAUUGAGAAACAAUACCUUGAUGCCGAGGUUUGUGAAAUUCUCGAUAACGGCCUGAUUGCAUUGCAUAUUCUUAAUGCAGAAAAGGAGAAACUUAAGUCGUUCAUGCAAAAAUUACACUCUGUCUCCGCUAGCUUCCCACAUGUUUCAUCGCCUAAGCGUAAUGAGGUGGUUGCAGCAAAGUUGAAGGACAAUGGAAAAUUAUACAGAGCUAAGUUGCUUGAAGUGAGAAAAGCAGAGAAAACUGUUAAAGUUCAGCACUUGGAUUACGGAACAAUCGAAGUCAUACCACUGUCUGAUAUUCGUGUUUUACCAGCUGAAUUUUCUGUCUCUAACUACAGACCGCAAGCACAUAUUGCUCAGUUAUCGUUAGUAAACAUGCCUCCAGCAAACCAAGAGGAUUACUACAAAGAGGCUAUCUACUUCUUAGAAGACACUUUGCUAGAUUCUCAAGUUGUUGCCUGUGUUACCUUCAACAACCCGAUUUCGGGCGUUGAGUAUGAUGUCGAGCUCUAUCAACCUGAAGUCAUCUCCAAAAACCCCUCGCAGUCUGUUAACAAAGAAAUGGUUUCUCAAGGUUGGGGUUUGGUCAAAAAGAAGAAUUUGGCUCCAUUUGAAUUGCUGUUGAGCAAAGAGCGUGAUGAAUUGCUUGCUUUGGAAGAACAGGCAAAGUCACUUCACGUAGGUUGCUGGCAAUUUGGUGAUGUUGAAGGCGAUGAGGAAUUAUGA
This is a messenger RNA of Pichia membranifaciens NRRL Y-2026, 2601 nucleotides long. RefSeq lists its product as hypothetical. Gene Ontology annotation, biological process: mRNA catabolic process; regulatory ncRNA-mediated gene silencing. Gene Ontology annotation, cellular component: nucleus; cytosol; RISC complex. The coding region runs from base 1 to 2601 and encodes 866 amino acids. The transcript has a single exon. Lineage: Eukaryota; Fungi; Ascomycota; Pichiomycetes; Pichiales; Pichiaceae. The record is from RefSeq and is a predicted model, not a curated record. Gene Ontology annotation, molecular function: nuclease activity; RNA binding.